AUGGCCCCUUCAGCCGCUCAGCUCAAGGAAGCACUUAUUAAGGGCACUCGCGAGGUGUAUAGCGCAGAGCCUGACGGUACUUCCGUCAACAAAGUGCGCCGGCAUGUUGAAGAAAAGCUCGGGCUAGAUGAUAGCUUUUUCACCAGCGAGGCGUGGAAGCAGAAAAGCAAGACAAUUAUCAAGGAGCAAGUUGACAAAUUGCUCGAAGAAGAUGCUUCCGAGCCAAAAUACGAAUCAGAUUCAAAAGUUGGCAUCAAACGGCAGUCGUCUGAAAUCGAAUCCCCGCAGCCUAAGCGACGAAAGAAAACAUCAGGACCCGCCAAGAAGAAAGAAGAGUCGGACGUUGAUGAAGCUCCCAAGAAGGAAUCCAGUAUUAAAUCUAAGAAGCUUGUAUCACGUCGCAAGGCUGAAGCAGAUGAUUCUGAUGAUCAAGGUACCAAGCUAGAAGAAAGCCCAUCACCUGCUAGAAAUCGGAAACGAAGCAAGAAAGAGGAAUCCGAAGACGAAUUGAAACACGAUGCUUCCAGCAAAGGAAAUUCUGCUCCUGCUAAAAAGCAAGAAACCCCCGGCGGCGAGAUCAAACCAUCAGUAAAAGCUCAACCCGAUUCAGGAGCAGAGGAGGCGAAGCCAGAUGCCAAGGACGAGCCCCAACCAGAGGUGAACGAGGAAGAUGAGUAUUCUGAUGUAAUUGACGAACCACCGCCUACAAAACGCAAGAGAGGCGAGAAGAAGGAAGCUCCACCAAAGCCAAAAGCUUCCAAAUCAGCAGCUAAAAAGGACGCCACUCCAGAUGAUCCUAAGGAUGCAGAAAUCAAGAAACUACAAUCUCAACUCGCCAAAUGCGGUAUUCGGAAGUUGUGGCAUAUAGAACUCAAACAGCAUGGAGACAAUGCUGGGGCUAAAAUUCGCCAUCUAAAGAAAAUGCUGGCAGACAUUGGCAUGGAUGGGCGUUUCUCAGAGGCCAAGGCUCGUGAGAUCAAAGAAAUGCGAGAGCUGCAGGCAGAUGUCGAGGCUGCCCAAGAGAUGGACCGUCUCUGGGGUACCAGCUCCGGCGGAAGGGCCAGCAGAAGCAAGGCCAAAACUGCUACUCAGGAAGCCAAAUUGGAAAGUGAAGAAGAGAACGAGGAUGAUGACAACGAUGAACCUACUUCGUUUGCUGCGAGACGACGGAAAGCUCACGCGGAUCUGGCAUUUCUGGGAGACGAGAGCGAUUCUGAUUAG
Molecule: messenger RNA, 1221 nt
Organism: Trichoderma virens Gv29-8
Lineage: Eukaryota; Fungi; Ascomycota; Sordariomycetes; Hypocreales; Hypocreaceae
Exons: 2
Coding region: 1-1221 (406 amino acids)
Cellular component (GO): nucleus
Source: RefSeq, a predicted model, not a curated record